This is a messenger RNA of Pangasianodon hypophthalmus (striped catfish), 1935 nucleotides long. It is a transcript of the gene atcaya, whose product is annotated as ATCAY kinesin light chain interacting caytaxin a. The coding region runs from base 262 to 1269 and encodes 335 amino acids. The record is from RefSeq and is a predicted model, not a curated record. Gene Ontology annotation, cellular component: cytoplasm. Lineage: Eukaryota; Metazoa; Chordata; Actinopteri; Siluriformes; Pangasiidae. The transcript is spliced from 11 exons. Gene Ontology annotation, biological process: apoptotic process.
GGCCAGAGCCAACAACACAGCAUCACCAGGAAAAUGGAGGCAGGGCUCGCAUAGAGAAACACACACAAACACACAUACAUACACACACACACACACACACACAGUUUCAGCAUCACUGGCUAGAAAGGAUGCUCUAAACAUUAGAAACAAUUGAAAAGAUGAUAUUUUGUGAAAUCAGAAAGUAGAGGAGUGCCGAUUUGGAAAAGAAUCAGCAAAAUCUUCAUUUCCCUGACACAGAGGCCACUUCCAGAGGAGGGAGAUAUGGAUCCUUCCGGCACACAUGGUGAGGAGAGAACAUCUCCUCCCAGCUCACUUCACAUCAGUGGAGCUGGUGGAGGUCCGGGUCACCGCAAACGCCGCACUCUUGUAGCGCCAGAUAUGAACCUGUCUUUGGAUCAAAGCGAAGGGUCCCUGCUUUCCGACGAUUUCCUGGAUACGCCUGAUGAUCUGGACAUUAAUGUUGAUGACAUUGAAACUCCUGAUGAGACAGACUCACUGGAGUUCCCAGCCAAUGGCAAUGACCUGGAAUGGGAAGAUGACACACCAGUGGCCUCAGCCAACUCAGGGCCUGUAGAAGGGGCUGAAGAUGAGGGCGAUGUUGGAAAUGGUCGCUUGUGGAGGACCGUCAUCAUAGGCGAGCAGGAGCACCGUAUCGACAUGCAGCUCAUUCGGCCGUACAUGCGUGUUAUCUCUCAUGGAGGUUACUAUGGUGAAGGCCUGAAUGCCAUCAUCGUGUUUUCAGCAUGCUAUUUGCCUGACAGCAGCUGUCCAGAUUACCAUUAUAUCAUGGAAAACCUCUUUCUGUAUGUAGUGAGCAGCCUGGAGAUGCUGGUAGCUGAGGACUACAUGAUAAUCUAUAUGAAUGGCGGAACACCACGCAGCAAGAUGCCUGGUAUCAGCUGGCUGAAAAAGUGCUAUCAGAUGAUUGACAGAAGACUGAGGAAGAACCUCAAGUCUUUGAUCAUUGCACAUCCAUCCUGGUUCAUACGCACAGUCCUGGCCAUCUCCAGACCCUUCAUCAGUGUGAAGUUUAUGAACAAAAUCCGCUACGUGCACAGCUUAGAGGAACUGGAACAGAUCGUCCCCAUGGAGCACAUCCACAUCCCUGAGUGUGUCAUACAGUAUGAUGAAGAAAGGAUCAAAGCACGAAAAGAACGGAUGGAAGAAGAGGGGGAGCAUCAGCCACAAGAAAAACAAGUGUCAGCCAAUACAGAUGGACCAUCAGCAACAACCACAACCGUUACAAGAGUAGAAGAACCAGUCCUGUGAGAAACGACUGGAAGACCUUUCCAUAAAAGUCACUCUUAUCUGCUGAUCUAAGUCCAGCUUUCUGUUUUCCUGUCUUGCUAUGGUCUGUAAUCACACAAAUCACACACUGGUCCCAGGUCAGCAUAAAAGGGUCUCUUUUAUCAGAGGUUUCUGGAAAAAUCCACCACCAGGUGGCACUCCAUCCAGAGAAAUAUUGCUGUAUUCAGUAGCAGGAUGUGUAUAACCUCGACCAGUGUCUAUUCGCUACCACAGCUUCCUGGUUAAUGACAGACCCUGAUGUCCACUUUUUGGCCAGUGCCAUCUUAAAGAACAUGCUGUCACCUGCCUAUACAAAUCAUAGGUGUGUUUGCUCAGGAGAGAUUCUUUAAAGGGAUGCAUGCAAAGUUUACCUUUCCCAUCUGUGUGUACACAUGCCCAGCUUGAAUGUGUUAGUCCAUUCUGCUGCUUGUUUGUAUGGCUAUUUCAUUUUGAUUUUUUUUAAUGUUUUGAAUGCUUUCUUCCUUCAUCAGUAUUGUGGUAAAUUAUUAUCUUUUUAAGUUCUGCUGAAGUGCAAAUCAAUACUUGCUGGAGAAUAUGGAUCAUCACAGAUUUUGUUCAGUGGUAAUUUUAUGUUGCCUUACGUUCUGAAUGUCAAGAUUUCAAAAUUAAACAACAGUAUAUGAAUGA